This is a messenger RNA of Physeter macrocephalus (sperm whale), 1539 nucleotides long. It is a transcript of the gene ANAPC10, whose product is annotated as anaphase promoting complex subunit 10. Gene Ontology annotation, biological process: anaphase-promoting complex-dependent catabolic process; protein K11-linked ubiquitination. Gene Ontology annotation, cellular component: anaphase-promoting complex. The coding region runs from base 93 to 506 and encodes 137 amino acids. The transcript has 5 exons. NCBI's taxonomy places the organism in Eukaryota, Metazoa, Chordata, Mammalia, Artiodactyla, Physeteridae. The record is from RefSeq and is a predicted model, not a curated record.
CCUGGGAAGCUGAGUGGGAGUGGCGCGGAACUGCAGCGGUUCCUGAAAACCUGAGUGGCGGCAAGGCGGGUCUGCGAGAUAAUAUUUUUAAAAUGACCACACCAAACAAGACACCUCCUGGUGCUGACCCUAAGCAGUUGGAACGGACUGGAACAGUACGGGAAAUUGGGUCACAAGCUGUUUGGUCACUCUCAUCUUGCAAACCAGGAUUUGGAGUGGAUCAAUUACGAGAUGACAAUCUAGAAACUUAUUGGCAGUCAGAUGGCUCCCAGCCUCAUUUAGUGAACAUCCAAUUCAGAAGAAAAACAACAGUGAAGACAUUAUGUAUUUAUGCGGACUACAAAUCUGAUGAAAGCUAUACUCCAAGCAAGAUCUCAGUCAGAGUAGGAAAUAAUUUUCACAAUCUUCAAGAAAUUCGGUCCUGUAGAUGGAAGAGAUUGUCAUCUAAACAAGAUACGUCUCACACAUGCCUCCAGGAAAGGGGAGUAAAAGCACCAAGUCCUUAACAUACUAGUUUUCUAAGGGCCUAAGACGCCUGAGUCUCCUGAUUGCCACGAAGCCUAAUUGCUCACGGGGCAGCCUGGCACGCUGCCAUGUCCCCACUGGGCUGUUUGUUGGUGCUUGUGAAUAGAACAGAAAUGUCUUUGCUUUUUCUACUCAGUUGUCACUGAUUGCAGUUUUAGGAAACUAGUUAACAUUUUUCUUAAAAUGAUAGUAAUUCACGCCAAGGUGAAGUCAAACUUCAUAAUGUCUAAGCAACAAGCAGUAGAGUUAGUUCAAUGCUUUUAAAAUUCAUGUAAAAUAAAAUUCAUUACUUCUUACUCCAUAAUAUUCAUUUUGUAUAAUCCACCUUAACCAUUCUAGACAGAUGUUCUAGAUUUGGAUAAACAAUUUGAAAGUAAAUUAUAAGGUGGUUCUUUCUUGUACUUUUUGUACUUUUGUAAACAGAAUCUGUUAUGUAUAUGAAUUUCAGGACCAGUGGAAAUCACAGACCUUGCAAGCAAAGUGUGUGUGGGACUACUUCAGUUGUUUUGAAAACCUGUUAUUGAGAACACUAGAGAUGUUUGCAUUUUAAUUUCCAAUAUAACUGGAGGUGUAUAUUGGGUUUUCCCCUCUGCCUGGACCUAUAACAAGAACUUCAUUUGUUCCCAAUGUCAUGCUUUACCUCUAGGCACCAUAACUAAUAGGAAACAGUGAGUAUUGUGGGACUUUCACAGAGUUGAGUUACUUUCUUCUUUUCCUCCCAGUCCCCUUCAGAGUUCCACAUCUCUUUAAGGCGUAUGUAUUUCAAUUACACUUGAAUUGCAAAUAUUAUUCACUUGUACUCAUCUCAGAAUAUUUUUUGCCUUAUUUUUUAGUCCAGAGAGACAUACGUCAAGACUACUUCAUUACUUCUGUAAUGUUCAGAGUUCUGGCAGGGAAAUUACUUUCAAGUCCUGGCUACAUCCUUCACCAGCUAGGUGACCCUCGGCAAAUUAUACAACCUCUCUAUGAACUUCAGGUUCCUCAGCUGUAAACUAGGGCUGUGGUGUCGGGAUG